Anastrepha obliqua is the source of this 4059-nucleotide messenger RNA. RefSeq names its product transcription initiation factor TFIID subunit 4 (gene Taf4). The record is from RefSeq and is a predicted model, not a curated record. The transcript is spliced from 11 exons. The coding region runs from base 746 to 3856 and encodes 1036 amino acids. Gene Ontology annotation, molecular function: RNA polymerase II general transcription initiation factor activity; DNA binding; protein heterodimerization activity. NCBI's taxonomy places the organism in Eukaryota, Metazoa, Arthropoda, Insecta, Diptera, Tephritidae. Gene Ontology annotation, biological process: transcription initiation at RNA polymerase II promoter; DNA-templated transcription. Gene Ontology annotation, cellular component: transcription factor TFIID complex.
GUCUUCUGCCAAAUUUUUUGUACACCAAAAUCAAAAUAAAGCAAAUUCUUCUGGUGCCGAAUCUGUUAUUGCUGAUUGCAAGCAAAUUAAUGGUAGUGAUGAUAUUGCAAGCAACGAAUUAAGAAAUAAAGAUUACGUAGUGGAUUUUGCUUCUACAAACGACAGUCAUUCAGCGUACAAAAAAGAAUACGCUGAUAAAAUUCAUUAUAAAAGCGGCACUGACAGAAGGUCAGCAACAACAGUGUCAGGCUUUGGCGCAGAAGUCAGUGAAGCCUUUGUUGACAUUGAGGAGGUGAUUUCCACAAAGACUCCAAUUGUGAACAGCAACUCUCAUAGCGUUGGAGGUGGUGACGGCAGAGGCAAUAAACGUAAUCCUCUGCAGCAGCAUUUUGGAAGUGCUAACUUCACAGCUGUACCUGAAGAAAUCAACAAUUCAAGUGAUAAUAAAUACUUAGCUGCGAACACCCUCAAUAUACCAAAGAAGUUUCAUAACUACGACAACGGCAAUGAGGGGAUAGCUGCUAGGGUCGGAUAUCAAUUACAAACACAAAAUAAUAAACAGCAAACGGUGCGUAUCCCCAAUAGAGAUACAUCCAGCUUGCAACUUGCUGCAAAAACGCCGAGUCAGUGGACGGAUAAGCCACCGGAUAAGAUUCCAACAAAAAUACUCAACAUACGAGCACCACCAUUGUCAUUGGCGCCAACGUCGUUGUCGUCACCGGCAUCGUCGUUUACAAACUUCGCCAUGAAUUCCAGCCAGCCAACACAGGCGCCUGGCAAUCGCAUAACAUUUACAAGUCAAACGCUUCCUAAUGGCACCAUAAAUAUUGGAGGGGCUACUGGUCAUCCGGCGGGUUCAACAAUCAUAUCAACGUCGCAGUUACCCAACACAACCACCAUUAAGACAAUAACGUCAAGUGGAGGCGGUCAGCAGCAUCAUGCGCUGCCGCAACAAGUACAGGGAAACCAGCAGCCAUUACUGAAUUCCAUGAUCCCGGCGAGUGUAGUGGUGGGUAUGCGUCCGCCCAAUGCACAACAACAGCAAAAGAAUGUACAAGGCAACACAUUGGGACGUGUAGUAAUCGGCGGCCCUCACAUGGUGGGCACAAGACCACAAAACCCAGGGAUAACACUCAGUACACUAGCACCUGGACAAACGCCUGCACUCAUUUUGAAAACCGAAAAUGGAUAUCAAUUACUGCGCGUUGGCACAGCCAGCUCGGGUCCGGUGACACCAACCAUUGGCGGCAGUGGCAACACUAAUUCGACCAAUCCGGCACAAAUUCGUUUACAAACUGUACCAGCUGCUGUAAGUAGAUUCACAGGGCCUCCUAUAGCACUUCGUAAAACGAUUGUAAGAUCAUCCACCUCCACAACUACCACUACUACCACCCACCACCACCAACAUCAUCAACAACAGCAGCAAGCAAAACAGCACCAACAACAGGCAACAGCGACGAAACAGAUAAAACAAAAUUCGAUGGCAGUGUCCUCGUCCACAUCCAAUAAUAUUGUUGUGAACUCAGUUGCCUCGAGUACAGCGGGCCCCCAUCAUACGUACACGUCCCAGGCGAAUAUCACAUUGCAGCAGCCUCACCAUCACCAGACCACAUUGCAGCAUCAACAACAGCAAUCGCAUUUGCAAUCGCAGCACCAACAAAUUCACCAGCAGACUCAACAUUUACUGCCCCAACCGCAGAUAACCCAAAUUCAAACAAUUCCAGCGCAACAUUCAACCGGUUCCACCGCCUCCACUGGCACUUCGAACACAACGACAAUGAGUAACAACCACAGCGCGGUACUCACGGCCAGUGGCGGCACCACGACCGGGACACCAACAGCGGCGACAACCCAAAGUGCUGCGCAGGGAAAUACCAAAGAGAAAUGUCGCAAAUUCCUGGCUAACUUGAUUGACUUAGCGACGCGUGAACCCAAGCCGGUGGAAAAGAAUGUGCGGAACCUCAUACAGGAAUUGGUAAAUGCGAAUGUUGAGCCCGAGGAAUUUUGCGAUCGGCUGGAACGUCUCCUAAACGCCAGUCCACAACCUUGUCUAAUCGGUUUUUUAAAAAAAAGUUUACCACUUCUGCGACAAGCUCUCUUUACGAGGGAACUUGUAAUUGAAGGCAUUAAGCCGCCACCGCAACAUGUUGCCGGCUUGACAACGUUGCAACAGUUUCCGAAAAUUCAGGCGCAAAUACGUCCCAUUAGUCAAAAUCAAACAACUACCAUUGGGCAAACGCAAGUUAGAAUGAUUUCACCAGGAGGUCUCGGUGCGCCACGGCCCAUCGGGCAUACGACCAUCACUAAACAGCAGGGUGGAAUUCGCAUACAAGGCCCCACUAACGGGCCGCGUCUUGUUAAUGCCCAAAUCCGAGGACCCAUUCCAGCGUCCAUACAGCAGAAUGCGCAGCUACCUACUGCCCCGACGCAAGCGAAUAUUGUGCAUAUACGAGCGCCAACAGUAACUCAAAUCAGCAGACCCGCAACGGUCCAAAUACGUACUACCAAGGGUAAAAACACGCCAUCGGGCAUUACGCACGUCAAAGUCGGACAAACUCAAAUCAAAGCGAUCUCUUCGCCUGUACCCUCGCUCGUUGCAUCCAAUCACCCGCCCUCACUUGCAGCUAUUUCUAACAGCUUGCCACCCUCGUCAACACCAUCCCUGUCCGCGGUAUCUACAAUGUUAUCCACUAUCAAUUCCGUGGCGACAUAUUCCAAUGCAGGCAGUGGGACAUCGCUGCCUACUCCAUCACUACCCAUCGUACAACUGCCCCCCGCCUUAAUGAACAGCAGCAGCCAUUUGAGCAGCAAUGCCUCGAUUGUGGGUAUAGGAGAGAGCUUAAGAAUUGUCGACAACAAAUUGGACAUUAGCGCUAUAAAGCAAGAGAAGAUCACACCUGCCACACCGACAUUGACUGCCACAGCGAACAAGUCAACGGCAAAAUCUGGUGCUGCGUCAGCCAGCAAAGCAUCAAGCAAAAAGAAGAAAGAACAACUGGAUAAAGAAAAGGAGGAGAAAGCGAAUGCUUCGGGCGCUGCUGCAACCGCAGCUUCUUCUUUCUACCAACAGCCCGCUUUAUCGAUGUCUUCCUCAUUAUAUGGGGACGAUGACAUAAAUGACGUCGCUGCCAUGGGCGGUGUCAAUUUAGCUGAGGAGUCACAACGCAUUCUAGGCAGCACGGAAAAUAUUGGCACUCAGAUACGUUCAUGCAAGGACGAAGUAUUUUUGCAUUUGCCGGCACUACAAGCGCGCAUACGUGCUAUGGUAAUGGAACGCGGUCUAGAAGAACCAUCACAAGAUGUGGCGGUUUUGAUAUCGCAUGCGUGUCAGGAGCGGCUGAAAAAUAUCGUGCAGAAAUUAGCGGUGAUAGCAGAGCAUCGAAUCGAUGUUAUUAAGGUGGACCCACGAUACGAAGUCACAAAAGAUGUGCGCGGCCAAAUAAAAUUCCUUGAAGAAUUGGAUAAAGCAGAGCAAAAACGUCAUGAGGAAUUAGAAAGAGAAAUGUUGUUGCGUGCUGCCAAAUCCCGGUCGAAAAUUGAAGAUCCCGAGCAGGCGAAAAUGAAAGCGCGGGCGAAAGAAAUGCAGCGUGCUGAAAUGGAAGAGUUGCGCCAGCGAGAUGCCAACAUGACGGCGUUACAAGCCAUCGGCCCACGGAAAAAACCCAAACUUGACAACGACGCAACCGGCGCUGGAACGAAUUCGACUGUUGGUGGUGCAUUAGGCGGCUCGAAUACGCCAACCGUGUCGCUACGCCCACGCAUUAAACGCGUAAAUCUACGCGACAUGCUCUUCUUCAUGGAGCAGGAGCGCGACACGUGCAGAAGCCAAAUGUUAUAUAAAGCAUAUCUUAAGUGAUCGAUUUUGUACAACUACUAAGGAAAACAUAAUACGAUAUGUUCGCUCCGUACAUGUUGAAACUAACAUAACGCCAACUAUAGUCAUUGCAUCCCUUUAUUUUACCAUUUUCUAUUUACAACUAUUGUUUCAACAUAGCACACCUCGUAACAAUUUAUAUUUAUAAUCACAUUUUAAUUGCAAAGUAAACUGAAUGCAACGUU